AUGGCAUUUUUCCCGAGUCGAGGUACGGAUGCCGAAGAUGUGUUAAUGAAUGCUUUCAAGAACUUUGAUGAAGAAAAGAAAGGGACAAUUGGUAGAGAUGCGCUACGAGAACUGUUAACGAGCAUCGGUAAACCAGAAGAUCUUCUCUCAGAUAUGGAACUAGCAAACCUAUCAGUUAUUGUCAUCAAUGUAUCAUCGAGAAAAAUAGAUUCAUUUGGAGAAUUAGAUGGAACUGAUAAUGAUAAUGAUUUAGAACUUCAACAACGUCUACUCAAAUUUUUUAAUCGUAAUUUAGAAAAACGUUUUAGUAAACAUCGUCGAUUUUUUUUUAAUAGUGGCACAACAACAACGACGAAAGCAUCAAAAUUAAAUUUCCUCGACAUAUUUAAUUCGUUUUUCGAUUCAUCAUCAUCAUCAUCAUCACAAAAUAGUGGUAGUGGAAGUAAAUUAGAUUUAAUUAAACAAAUAUUUUCGUCACAAAGCGGUUCUGAUUCAUCUAAAUUAAAUUCAUUUUUACAAAUGUUAAAUAGUGGAUCAGGUUCACAAUCAAGUAAAUUAAACAUGCUGUUGAAUAUGAUAACUGCUAGUGGUUAUGGUGGAAGUUCAUCAAGUAAUCUUCAAUUAGCCAUGAAAAUAUUGAAUGCAGCUUCGGGUGGUGGAAUUGGAUCAUUGAAUGCUAAUGAUAUUGGUACAAUAUUAAAAUUGUUUUCAGGAUAA
Didymodactylos carnosus is the source of this 717-nucleotide messenger RNA. Lineage: Eukaryota; Metazoa; Rotifera; Eurotatoria; Philodinida; Philodinidae. The record is from the annotation of a GenBank genome assembly.